CGCCUGACCAAACACGCACUUGGCAACAAUUUGAAAUCGAUCAAUUGCUGGUGCUUGCCUGCUUGGUUAACGGGGAUGUGGCGGCAAACUAGUGUGCUAAAUCACGAUUCUGAUCAGAGCAUUUCCGAGGAAGAGUUCGAUUGUGAUUCGCUCGACAAUUGUGUGUCCUUAGGUGUUCAUGCCGACACAGCGGGCUGCUCCUCCGCUGGAGCGGUUCGUCCCUCUGACUAUGAAGGAUUUCAGCUUCAAUCACGACUUCUGAAACUGAGAGGUGAUCAUGGAUUGAACUUGAGGACUUUAAGCAAUUUGUCCCAUGAGGAGCAAAAGAGUUUCCCUGUUGAAGAUGAGCUUGAAAUGCCUGACUUCCCUGACGAGAGUAACUUUAUCGGCUAUUCAAAAAAAGAUGCUGCUAUGUGCAACUCAGCUGAAGAAGUAAUUUCACAUGAUGAGAACAAUACAUUUCCAAAGUAUUCAGCCAGUGAGAAAAUCAAUGAAGUCAAUCUUUGUAGCUCUAGAAGUGAAUUGCAAGAUAGGUCAUGCACGUGGGCUGCUGCAAGUAAAGAAGCUGAGGCACUAAUCCAUUUGAAUGACAAUGCUUAUUGUGCACCGUCCUACACAGCAAAAAGACCUUCUAAAGGCGUCAGAAGAAAAGCCAAACCCAGAUUUUCUUUCCAUUUCCACUCAAUGAAUGAUGGAAACUCUUUGCCUUCUAUAAAAGAUGAGAAUGACAUGUCAUUUGAUCUUCAUGAAGUGCCUGAAAGAUCGGAGAACAUUGAACAAGGUACUGCAGACAGCCCAAUUGAUGAGCAUCCUGAAGACGUUCCUGAAAAAGGGGCAAACCAUUUGGAAAAUACGUCAACUGAAUCAGAAACUCUUGCACAUGGUUGUAUGGAGCAUUCAAUGACUGAUCUUUUGCAUGGACUUCAGGAUAAUGCUGUUCUAGUUAGAGGAAAUUCUAAAAUGUAUAGCAGAACAAGAGGAGGAAGGAUACAGCUUGUUGAAAAGAGAAGUUUAUUGUCAUUCAAGAAUCGAAUCAUUGAUAGUGAAGACCAACCUGAGCCUCUCAGCAGUGGAUCAUCAAGUGAUAAUGAGGCCAAUCAACAUUUGAAGUUUGAUGUCUUGGAGAUGAAAGGACAAACCAUGACAGAUCGAUUUCACCAAGCUUUAGGUGCUGCCUCUUUUAGUUGUGAAGGGGCCCUUUUCGUAGCUCCUAAAACAUCAGGUAUUGGAUUAUUUGGGAAGUUGCAGCAGGUCAUCCAAAGUGAGAAGGAUCAAGAUGCCGAUUUUUUAAAGUCACAAGUGGAGUGUUGCUUAAAUAAUGAACCAAACUGCAUCGAUGUAAAAAUCUUAUCAAGAUACCUAGAUGCAAAGUUGAUAGUUUGCCGCUGCUUUCUUGCCAAGAAUAUAGAGGGCUGCCAGGAGCAAGAGAGCUCCAAUGCAAUCACGAAUGGAGAAAAUAAGACAGUUGUUUUUCAUCCAAGAGUUUGUAGUAAUGUCGACCUUGAAGUUGGAAACUUGAUUCGUAUUCACCCUCCAUGGAAGGAGAUGCAAGUGAUGGCCACUGGCGAGAACAUUAUAUUAUCUACAUAUUUUUACCAAAUUUCAGUUUGACCACUAGCGGGCUUGUCCGAUGGAGUUGAGUAUUCAUACCAUUUUCCUUGCAUAACAUGUGAAUAGUUCAUCUUCUUCAAGAAUCAUGCAGUUCUCUGUGUUUAGUGCCUGAAGCUGUUUUUCAAUUUACAAAGUGAAAGCGUGGUGGAAUGUAUGGCUAACUCUACUCGUCUCUCAAGAUCUUUCGCAUGCCAUAUGAACACCGAUUAGGGAUAGAAAAUAUGAUCAUCUUUUGUAGAUGCUUCAUUGAUUUCGCCAUUUCGGCUUUGUCGAAGCAUUUUGUCCUUGAGAAUUCUGAUAUUGCACCAUGGAAAACAGGACAAUUGCAUUUGUGCUUCUAUUACAGGUGUAUUUAGUUAA
Molecule: messenger RNA, 1971 nt
Organism: Tripterygium wilfordii
Lineage: Eukaryota; Viridiplantae; Streptophyta; Magnoliopsida; Celastrales; Celastraceae
Exons: 14
Coding region: 76-1611 (511 amino acids)
Source: RefSeq, a predicted model, not a curated record